AUGUGCAUUCAGUACUACAAGGAGCUUCGGCCACUGCGAACGAUUCUGCCUAAGGGUGAAGAUCUUUAUGCUUAUAUUGGGUCGAAGAAGAAAUCCCUACCUGAAAAUAUUUUAUAUAUCACUACUGUUGAUCCUAUCCCCAGUGCUAUUAUCAAAGAGUGGGAAGAAGCCAAUGCCAGUGAACUUGGGAUCAACCUCAGGCAUGGUGACGAUGAAGCUGUUCAUGAUCAACCAGCCGAAACACGAUACCUAAGGCCACUUGCAGCAAAGCCAGCAACGAUUGAUCUUACUGACACUGACCAAGAGCUUGACGAGGAUGCUCCGACUGCAUCCAAGGUCCUCGGAGUUCGGUCCUCAUUCAGUGAUGAUCCUAUCUUGAAGGUCAACCCUUGGUCGUCAUCUACAUUCAUUGACUUCUGA
This is a messenger RNA of Pleurotus ostreatus (oyster mushroom), 420 nucleotides long. RefSeq lists its product as uncharacterized. The coding region runs from base 1 to 420 and encodes 139 amino acids. The transcript has 3 exons. The record is from RefSeq and is a predicted model, not a curated record. Lineage: Eukaryota; Fungi; Basidiomycota; Agaricomycetes; Agaricales; Pleurotaceae.